AUGGGACUUGCAGAGAAAGCAGUCGUUUCUGAGACCAAACUCGGCGGAUCCCAGGACCCGACCGAGGUGAAGCCGAAGUCCUCAUGGAAAGGUUAUUUGUGGGACACUUGGGCCCUUCCCCAGGAUCAGCGUCGGCUGUUAUUCAAAUUGGAUGCCUUUGUAUUGACAUUCGCCUCGAUCGGUUACUUUCUCAAGAACCUUGAUCAGACCAAUGUGAAUAAUGCCUUCCUUAGCGGCAUGAAAGAAGACCUGCAAAUGUAUAGCAAUGAGCUUGUGACCAGCACAUCCACGUCUGUGAAGUCUUACCGGUCUCUGUAUGCCCUACGAUUCCUCGUAGGCCUCUUCGAAUCCGGCUUUUACCCAGGAAUCCACUACAUGUUGGGGUCCUGGUAUACUCCACGUGAAAUCGGCAAGCGCGCCAUGGUGUUCUGGUUAGCUGGAUCGAUUGGACAAAUGUUCAGCGGUUUUCUCCAGGCGGCAGCUUAUACGAAUUUGAGCGGCAAGGGAGGCCUUGCGGGCUGGCAAUGGCUAUUCAUUGUGGACGGGAUAAUCACGAUUCCACUUGCCCUGGCGGGCUUCGUAUUCUUUCCUAACAUGCCUGGCGGCGGGAAAACCUGGUGGAUCACUGAAGCAGAGAAUACUCUCUCGGUGGAGCGGAUGAAUGCCGUCGGGCGCGCCGGGAAGCAGCCAUGGACGCGAGCCAAAGUCAAGAAGAUCCUUUCUAGCUGGCACACCUACCUUCUUCCGUUGUGUUAUGUUGUCUGGAACAACGGCUGGGCUCAGCCAGCAAUGGGCUACUGGCUCAAGAGCUUUAAUGAAACACCUGCUCCAGUGCUAGGCACGUCUUUCUCAGUGGCGGACAUCAACGACUUGCCUCUUCCCACUACCGGUAUCUUCGUCGUGAUGUCUUUGCUUUGGGGCUGGGCUUCAGACGGGCCCUGCCAUGGCAUUCGCUGGCCUUUUAUCUAUGUUGGCGCAGCCAUCACACUACUAUUCAGUGUUCUCUUGCGCCAAAUGCCAUUGUAUGAGAACAUCACUGGCCGCAUGGUGGUCUAUUGGUUCAGUCAAAUCGGCAACGGAGCGGGGCCACUUAUCCUGACCUGGAUCAACGAAAUCUGCUCCGACGACACCGAGAAGAGAGCACUGAUCGUCGCGCUGGGCAAUGAUCUCGCGUAUGUAGUGCAGGCAGUUGCACCAAAUUUCGUUUGGAAAACUACCGACUUCCCAGCCGCGCGGAAAGGCUACCUCUGGUGCAUUAUCAUGCAAGUCUUGCUGGAGGAACCCCUCAAGAAGCUUCAGUACUUCUACGGGCGUCUCAGCAAGAACAAGCACGCCGCGAUCGAAGGCAUCCCGAAUGGCAAGAAGCUCAUCAAGUACAUCCACAGCUCGCCCUCCCCCAGCACUGGCAGACGGGGUCCAGAGGGACCCCUCGAGAAGCUGAGGCACUUGGGCCAGAGGACCCACAAGAACGCCGUGGAGUACAUGUUGGACGACAAGAAGCUCCUCAAAUACAUCCACGGUCCACCUGGCACGGGAAAGUCGUACCCAGCUCUCUGGUUUACCUGCAUCGCCGUCAUGUUUGACCCACCCACAACAGACGCAGAUGACGGGUGGGACCGCCCGCUGGACUUGGGACCCCAGCUCAAGCCAGAAGAUUUCGAUGAGGUCGAAACGGCCGCGCCUCUCCGAACAGUUCAACUGACCGAUGAUCAGAAGGUUGUGGCUGCAUCAGUUCCUCAGAGGAGCUCACAGGAGCUCACGCGAGCUCAGAGGAGCUCGGCUUCUCUCAUCAGCCAGGUCGCGGACAGGCCGGAACAGAUUUACCUCAUAGGAAAGAACAACACCCGCCUUGAUAGUGUCCUGACAGACGCACUCAAGCAAGCCGACGUCAUUUCGGCACACCCAUCGGAGCAGCAGACAGGACCUUCCGUCGAGUGUUCAGGCCCCACUACAUCAUCAGCGUUCUUCUGUUUCGGUGACCACAUGCAGCUCAAGCCGGUGGCCUUCUCGAAGCACCAGCACCGAAAGUACAAGCCACCGAGGUCGUUCAGGGCCGCCCCCGUCGAAGAUACCAGCGCUGCUGUGCUCACCAGUAGCGACGAGCCAGGCCAGGGGGAAGCUUCCAAUGCAGCAGAGACAAAGAAUGAGCUUGCUGACAUUGCGGCUGGACAGAAGGACUGGGACAAGCCACAAGAAGCAACCGAGAAAGCCGAGCAGAGUGAGACCGAAGAUGCGAAGCAAAAGCAAGAGGAAGUUCUUCCCCAAUCCGUCCACCACGGCAUGGCUGGCGGAUUAUUCAGCAAACAGUUCUACGACGGAAGAAUCAAGUUCCACGAGCGCAAUGAGCGAUAUUUAAGGAGCUCAGAGGAGCUUGGAGGCACAGAGCUCGGAGGAGCUCAGAGGCCGGGCAACCCUCAUACAUGCUAA
Molecule: messenger RNA, 2427 nt
Organism: Diaporthe citri
Lineage: Eukaryota; Fungi; Ascomycota; Sordariomycetes; Diaporthales; Diaporthaceae
Exons: 15
Coding region: 1-2427 (808 amino acids)
Biological process (GO): transmembrane transport
Cellular component (GO): membrane
Molecular function (GO): transmembrane transporter activity
Source: RefSeq, a predicted model, not a curated record